This is a messenger RNA of Funneliformis mosseae, 225 nucleotides long. The record is from the annotation of a GenBank genome assembly. Lineage: Eukaryota; Fungi; Glomeromycota; Glomeromycetes; Glomerales; Glomeraceae.
AUGGCAGCCGCAAAACAAAUAGAUGAAUACGUUUAUCUUGAUUGGUUAGAUAAGGCAAUAUCAGAAAAAUAUAUUAAAUAUUAUAGUUACGAUAAAUUCACUAAUAGGGAAGAAAUCUGCAGUUGUUCCUAUGGAAACGUUUCUCGUGCAAGCUGGGGAGAUUCCGGUACUAUCAUGGCCAUAAAAUAUUCACAUAACUUAACCAUUAAAGAAAUCGUUAAUGAG